UAGCUAGCUUUGGUGUGAAGAUGGCUAAUGCUCCACGUGCUGUUUCCAGCACCACAGCAGAUACUGGGAUGGCUUUGCUGCUAGCCUCUGCUAGAAGACUUGUGGAAGAAAAACUGGCAGUGUCAGAAGAUUGAAAUAUCAAAAGGCUGUCACCUUGCAAGAAGUGCUGACACUGUGUACAUAACUGUAUUUUAUGUGUUGUAGAACUAUCCAGAAUUGUGCAGGUUUAACAGGUAACUACAGAAAUUACCAAGUUGUGUUUUUUAAAGUCUCACUUUUCUUUCCAAGGAAAGUGGCAGAUGUGAAGAGGAAACCCAAUAUCUGAUGGUGUUCUCCACAUGAUAUCUUCAAACUCUGCAUUGUUAUUGGCAAUAAUUAUUUUGAUUGCUGAUGAGGUACAGGGCAAUAUUUUCAUGAGUAGUAAUAAAAUUUUUGGAGGGAUUAUAUCAAAAGGCUUUUUGUAGUAUGGUGAGAAUAAAUUGGAUUAUCAUUUAUACAUGUAGCAGGGAGUGAUGAUAUGUUAGGGUGUUACCUAGGACACUACAUUAAAAAUCAUGUUUGUAACCAUUACAAGUAUGCUAUAGUAGCACAACAAGUCCAGGCUCUUUUGCCUUGUUCCUCCGUGUUGGACCCCAUUCAUUUCCCAUAUUUAUGUGUUUUUCUUGCAGUCCAUAACAUUUCAAUUUCUCCAAGUAUGGACUACUGUGAAGCCGAUAUUCUGGGAGUUAAAGUUGCUGGAGCUACUCUGGGGAUCAUUGGCAUGGGCCGCAUUGGGUAUAAGAUUGCUGUGAGAGCCAAAGCAUUUGAAAUGAACAUUUUGUACCACAACAGGACACGGAGGAAAGUGCAAGAGGAGCAAGCUGUUGGUGCCACUUACUGCAAAAAGAUAGACAGUUUGCUCCAGCAGGCAGAUUUUGUGAUGCUAGUGGUGAGCCUGACACCUCAGACACACAAGCUGAUUGGGAAAAGAGAACUGGAGCUGAUGAAACCCACAGCUACCCUCAUUAACAUCAGCCGAGGUACCAUCCAGAUCCAUCGGCUGGCCUCACAGCAUGGUCCUGCUGUGUCCCACAGCGCCGUGCUGCAUCCAGCACAGCUGGGGCAUGUGGCGAGGGUGAUCAGGAAAUUCCUCCCUCUCCCUUUCCCUUCUCUCUUUGCUCUCUGCUCUUCGCCUGCCAGGUGCACUCAGGGACACUCUCAUUCCACCCCAGGUGCAGUAGUUGACCAAGAGGCGCUGGUGGCAUCUCUGCAGACCGGUGUUAUCAGGGCCGCGGCUUUGGAUGUCACCUCCCCAGAGCCACUGCCCAGAGAUCAUGCAUUGUUAAAAUUAAAGAACGUCAUUAUAACACCUCACCUCGGCAUUAAAACAGACAAGGCCACCUACAUGAUAACAGAGGAAGCAGUUGAAAACAUACUAGCAGCCCUGAAUGGUCUCCCCCUACCCAGUGAAGUGCUCCCUAGCUGAUGUGUGAAAGGAUAUUGCGGAUCUUUUCAUUCUUCUCUUUGUCUUUUUAUUCUUAUCUUUCCCCUGCACAUCAGCUCUAAAGUUCUUGUUAAAUAUAAGAAUGUCCAUACAUCUCACUAAAGCUUGGAAGGAAACAGUU
Zonotrichia leucophrys gambelii is the source of this 1604-nucleotide messenger RNA. RefSeq names its product probable 2-ketogluconate reductase. The transcript is spliced from 4 exons. Gene Ontology annotation, molecular function: NAD binding. The coding region runs from base 518 to 1465 and encodes 315 amino acids. NCBI's taxonomy places the organism in Eukaryota, Metazoa, Chordata, Aves, Passeriformes, Passerellidae. The record is from RefSeq and is a predicted model, not a curated record.